Aspergillus affinis is the source of this 966-nucleotide messenger RNA. RefSeq names its product aquaporin-like protein. Gene Ontology annotation, biological process: transmembrane transport. The coding region runs from base 1 to 966 and encodes 321 amino acids. Lineage: Eukaryota; Fungi; Ascomycota; Eurotiomycetes; Eurotiales; Aspergillaceae. Gene Ontology annotation, cellular component: membrane. The transcript has 4 exons. Gene Ontology annotation, molecular function: channel activity. The record is from RefSeq and is a predicted model, not a curated record.
AUGGUGGCUUAUCUGCCUGAGUACGAACACGAAGAGCAGCAGGGGCCGUUGACGCCCUCGACGAUCCCACCCUUCGCCGGACGCUUGGGAGGAAACCAGGACUUUGUCGUUGACAGGAACGAUCCUCGGAAUGAGAAGGUGUUGGAAAAGGUGCCCGAUGCGGCACCGUGUAUGACACUGCGAGAGGUCUUCGACUUCCGAGGGUUCCUCAGUGCUGAUCUAUGGAAGUUUGCACUAUUAGAAUGUGUCGCCAGCAUGAUGAACGUCUUUAUCACAGCGUGGGUAACCACGCACGCCCCAUCCAACGACGGCGCCCCUAAAUCGCAGGCCGGUAUCUACGCCACCCUCACCUUCUUCUCGCCCAUGUUCGGCGGUAUCACCAACCUGCUCCUCACGCCGCUGUUAAUCUACACCUUCGGCCCGUCUAGUGGUGGCCACAUCAGUCCCACCAUCACGCUAGCCACCUUCUUUGCGCGCAUCAUCUCCUUUCCGCGCAUGGUUCUGUACCUGGUGGGCCAGACGCUGGGCGGUGCACUGGCCGGCUUUGCUCUUCAUAGCGCGUACGGCACCCGCACGUUCACCGUGGGUGGAUGCUAUAUUGAUACGGGGCUGGUUCCCGUGAAGGAUGCGCUGAUCAUUGAGUUCAUGGCGUGCUUGAUCUUAAUUUUCUUGGCAUUUGGAGUAGCGCUAGAUCCGAGACAGGCAAAGGUGUUUGGACAUGCGACCGCGCCGUGGUUCGUGGGCGUCGUGCUGGGUGUUGUGACAUGGGGAACAGCGUGGACUAGAGACGGAUAUAUCGGUGCCAGUGUAAAUCCCGCCCGAUGCUUCGGUGCCUACGUGGCGUCAAGCUUUCCUGGGUACCAUUGGAUCCAUUGGGUCGGUCCAUUGGCGGCCGCAGUGGCUCAUGGCCUUGUGUAUUUUAUUGACCCGCUUUGGCAAGACCCCCGGACGCCUUCGAGUUCCUAA